Messenger RNA from Oncorhynchus mykiss (rainbow trout), 2488 nucleotides. RefSeq names its product haloacid dehalogenase-like hydrolase domain-containing 5. Gene Ontology annotation, biological process: glycerophospholipid biosynthetic process. Gene Ontology annotation, cellular component: mitochondrion. The record is from RefSeq and is a predicted model, not a curated record. NCBI's taxonomy places the organism in Eukaryota, Metazoa, Chordata, Actinopteri, Salmoniformes, Salmonidae.
CACGGCACUGCUCCCCCGCCUGUGUUUGUAGGACCACCUUCUCGGUUUCGUCACAUCAUGCCUUCAUAUAUGAAGGGUUCGAACAAGGUUGAACUAAAUUAGAGUAACAGGAGGCAGCGGAGAGAACCCGACAGCAGAAUCAUGAAGGCACUGAGUGUCCUACACCGGGCUGCGAACACCCUGCUCAGCCAUCCCGGGGACCGGGGAACUCUACUGACAAGGUGUGGGAUAAGCGGCGCCUCGACGUUAAAUAACAAGAUCCAGCCAGGGUUCGGUCUGCUGUUUGACAUCGAUGGGGUGCUGGUCCGGGGGAAGACUCCUAUUCCAGCUGCUAAAAAGGCCUUCCAGAAGUUGGUGGACUCCAGAGGACAGUUCUUGGUUCCUGUGGUGUUCGUCACCAACGCUGGAAACUGUCUCCGUCAGAAGAAGGCUGAUCAACUGUCUCAAAUACUGGGAGUGCCUAUCUCCCAGGACCAGGUGAUGCUGUCUCACAGUCCUCUCAGGAUGUUCACGAAGUACCAUGAGAAAUGUGUUCUGGUGUCAGGACAAGGACCUGUACUGGAUAUCGCUAACAAUCUGGGCUUCCAGAAUGUGGUGAGCAUCGACAUGUUGAGAGAAUACUUCCCCCUGCUGGAUAUGGUGGACCACAACAGACGACCCAAACUACCAUCUUCACCUAUUGUGAAUCUCCCUAUAGUUCAAGCGGUCAUCCUGUUCGGCGAGCCAAUCCGAUGGGAGACCAACCUGCAGCUGAUCAUUGAUGUGUUGCUGACCAAUGGGAGCCUGGGUAACGCCCAUGAGAUGCGUCACUCCUCCCACCUGCCGCUGCUGGCCUGUAACAUGGACCUGAUGUGGAUGGCCGAGGCCCAGUCUCCACGGUUUGGCCAUGGGAUGUUCCUUGUGUGUCUGGAGAACAUCUACAGGAAGAUAACGGGUCAGGAGCUGAAGUACGAAGCUCUGAUGGGGAAACCUUCUGAACUAACAUAUCACUUCGCUGAGUACCUCAUCAGGGAGCAGGCUGCAGAGAGAGGCUGGAGGACACCUAUAAGAACACUCUACGCUAUCGGAGACAACCUGAUGACAGAUAUCUAUGGAGCCAACCUGUAUAACCGCUAUCUGGAGGAAAGGGUCCGGACCAGGCAGACUGCUGCCCAAGUAGUGCAGGCCACGGUGGAGGGUACAGGGGGCGGAGGGUCCCCUAAAGCCCUUCUCCAGGACCAGGACAUGGAGACGGCCUUGGAGAGCGAGCUGGCCUCCCCCUCCGCCACCUCCUGUAAAUCCCUGCUGGUAUGUACCGGUAUCUAUAACCCCCACAGCGAGGUGCCGGCUGAUGCCAGCCACAGCAUCACCGAGACUGUGUUCCAUGGUCACCGGGACUUCCGCUUCGACCCGGCCCUGAUGGAACCAGGACACAUCGUAGAGGACGUACACAACGCUGUGGAACUCAUCUGUCAACAGGAGAACUUUGUCUCUACUAGGCAUUGACCUGUAGAAUAGCAUUAGAGUUGUAUAACUUUGUAAGUCCAAAAUGACCCUAUUCCCUGUGUAGUUCAAAAGAUAGGGAAUAUGGUGCCAUUUCAUAUUUGUAUAUCACAGAAACAGUUGUCUGAGACCGUAGAAACAGUAGAGUCUGAGACCGUAGAAACAGUAGAGUCUGAGACCGUAGAAACAGUAGAGUCUGAGACCGUAGAAACAGUAGAAUCUGAGACCGUAGAAACAGUAGAGUCUGAGACCGUAGAAACAGUAGAGUCUGAGACCGUAGAAACAGUAGUCUGAGACCGUAGAAACAGUAGAGUCUGAGACCGUAGAAACAGUAGAGUCUGAGACUGUAGAAACAGUAGAGUCUGAGACUGUAGAAACAGUAGAGUCUGAGACUGUAGAAACAGUAGAGUCUGAGACUGUAGAAACAGUAGAGUCUGAGACUGUAGAAACAGUAGAGUCUGAGACUAUAGAAACAGUAGAGUCUGAGACUGUAGAAACAGUAGAGUCUGAGACUGUAGAAACAGUAGAGUCUGAGACUGUAAAAACAGAAGAGUCUGAGACUGUAGAAACAGUAGAGCCUGAGACUGUAGAAACAGUAGAGUCUGAGACUGUAGAAACAGUAGAAACAGUAGAGUCUGAGACUGCAGAAACAGUAGUCUGAGACUGUAGAAACAGUAGAGUCUGAGACUGUAGAAACAGUAGAAACAGUAGAGUCUGAGACUGUAGAAACAGUAGAAACAGUAGCCUGAGACUGUAGAAACAGUCGAGUCUGAGACUGUAGAAACAGAAUAAACAGUAGUCUGAGACUGUAGAAACAGUAGUCUGAGACUGUAGAAACAGUAGAAACAGUAGAGUCUGAGACUGUAGAAAGAGUAGAAACAUAGUUCUUGAAAUUUUCCAGAUUGACUGACCUUCAUGUCUUAAAGUAAUGAUGGACUGUUGUUUCUCUUUGCUUAUUUGAGCUGUUCUUGCCAUAAUGUGGACUUGGGUCUUUUACCAAAUAGGG